Messenger RNA from Helicoverpa zea (corn earworm), 369 nucleotides. Its product is annotated as probable G-protein coupled receptor Mth-like 3. The transcript is spliced from 2 exons. Lineage: Eukaryota; Metazoa; Arthropoda; Insecta; Lepidoptera; Noctuidae. The record is from RefSeq and is a predicted model, not a curated record. Bases 1 to 369 code for a protein of 122 amino acids.
AUGAUUGGAGGCUUGCCCAUUGUGAUUCUCUGUGUGGCAAACACGACAUUCUUCGUGCUGACGGCUUUCAAGAUAGCGAAGAUGAAUCGAGAGACACAAGUGCUGCUGGGUAGAGAGAGCUGCGCCAAUGACCAGCGAAGAAAAGACACACAAAGGUUCACUAUUUACGUCAAGUUGUUCAUCUUGAUGGGGAUCAACUGGAUCCUGGAAGUGGUCAGUUCCUUCUACCCUGAUGCUGACAUCUUCUGGCAAUUUUCUGACGCCUACAACGUCCUGGUCGGCCUCAUCAUCUUCAUCAUGUUUGUAAGAAGAAGACUUGGAAGACUUAGAGGAUUGUCUAGUUUCAUAUUUGCUUUCAAAGGUCGAUAA